Molecule: messenger RNA, 2921 nt
Organism: Micromonas pusilla CCMP1545
Lineage: Eukaryota; Viridiplantae; Chlorophyta; Mamiellophyceae; Mamiellales; Mamiellaceae
Exons: 3
Coding region: 1-2802 (933 amino acids)
Biological process (GO): intra-Golgi vesicle-mediated transport
Cellular component (GO): COG complex
Source: RefSeq, a predicted model, not a curated record
AUGGCGACCCCGCUCCCGGACGCGGCGCCUCGCGCGGACCCGCUGCUCGCGUUCCAGACGGACGAGCGGCUCGCGCCGUUCCUCCGCCCGGACUUCGACGGCAUCGCGUACGCGUCCGACGUCCUCGCGAAGGGCGCGUUCGAGGAGACGAACGCGGACCUCUCGCGCGGGAUCGCCGCGCUCGACGCCGCGCUCGAGGACGAAGUGCACGCCCACUACGACGAGCUCAUGGGGUCGCUGGAGGGGAUCGCGGAGACGGAGAAGGUCCUCGACGUCGUCCGCGGCGGCGUCCACGCGCUGCGAGACGCGGUGGCGCGCGUGCGCGGCGAGAUCGCGGACCCGCACGAUAUCGUCACGAAGAAGACGACGACGCUCGAGAACGCGACGAGCGCCGCGGACGCGCUGCACCGCGCGGCGCGCGCGCUCAAGCUCGUGAACCGUCUCAAGGCGUGCGUUACCUGGAAGGUCAGCGGGGCGACUCGAACCGUCGCGACGACCGAGGGAUCUGAACCGUCGGAGAAGGACGCGCCCGUGAACGCGGGCGACCUCGCCAAGGCGGCGAAGCUCUUGUCCGACGCGGAGGACGUCAUCGGCCGGGCGCGCUCGGCGGGCGGGGGCGGCGACGGUUCGGAUCCCGCCGGCACCACUUCGGCGGGACCCGAAACGCCGCGCGGCGGGGGAUCGGGAUCGGCGUCGACGACCGCGGCGACGGAGGUGUCGCUCGUCGGCCUCGACGUCCUCGACCGCGACGCCGGGUGGCUCAGAGAGGUUCGCGCCGACGUCCGCGCGCGCGCGGCGGCGGCGCUUCGACGCGGCGUCGACGCGACGUCGCAGGCCGAAGUCGGCGCGGCGCUGCAGGUGAUGUACAACCUGGACGAGCUCAAGGAGGCGACGGACGCGGAGGUGUCGCUGCUCGUGAUGCGCGCCGUGGACGCGGUGAAGGACGCGUUGGACCCGAGGCGCGUUCUGAUUCGCACUGGUUCCCAUACGACCGCGUUCGCGCGUUGCGCGCCAGCGCUCGCGCGGAAGAUGGGCGGCGGCGGCGGCGACCGCCGCGGCGGCAGAGGCGUGCACCCCCCCGCCGGUCACGAGCACCGCUGGACGGAGGCGUUCUGGCAGCGACUCGCGGACGCGUUUCUCGAGCGCGCGCACGAGUGCGGGAUGGCCGCGUGGCACGUGCAGCGCGUCGUGGCGAAGAAGCGGGACCCGAUGACGCACGCGUUGUUUCUCGACGAGAUCGGCGCGCCGACGCCGUGCGAGGCGUUCGUCGCGGCGUUCGCGAAGGGCGCGGGGGAGGCGAUUCAGAGGAGUUUCGCGACCGUGGGGUUCGCGAAGGACGCGCUGUUGAGCGGGUAUCCGCGGUUGAUGGACCUGCUCGACGCGCUUCACGACGGGUUGCUGAAGGAGACGGAUCACAGAACAGGCGGCGGCGGCGGCGGCGGCGGCUCGACGGGUUCGACGAUCAGCGGCGUCCCCCCCGCGACGCGCCGCGACGGCUCCGACAGAGAGACGUUCGCGCGAGCCGGCGACGCGGUCGCGGCCGCGUACGUCGCCAGGGUGUUCCAGCGCCUGUCCGAGCCCGUGAACGCGCUGCUCUCGCCUUCGACGUUGCAGUCGCUGCACGGCAUCGUGCGCGGCGACUUCGCCGGCGCGGGCGCGACGGCGGGGACAUCGCGCGCGUCCGAGGACGUCCGGCGGUUUAUGCUUCGCAUCCGUCAAGAGAUCGACGCCGUCGGCGGCGGCGCGCGGCCGGCGUUGCUGGACAAGGUGGUUCAAUGCGUCGGCAAGGCGUUGAAGCUCAUGGCGACGAAAGCCGAGCUCGCCGUCGUCGCCGCCGCGGACGCGCGGUCCUUUUCGUCGGACGCGCCGGCGACGGCGUCGCAAAAGACAAACGCGGCCAUCGCGUCCACGCUCGAGGACGUCCACGACGCGCUCGCGGGGCUCGUCCCGAUGUUGCCCACGGCCGCGAGUCGACGCGCGUUAUCGGACGCGCUCGAGGAGGUGGCGCGCUGCGCGAUCGAGGCGACCGCGCCGGUGAUGCGAGCGGCGACGGCGCGGUGCGAAGACGCGAUCGCGCGGCUUCACGACGAAGAUUGGGCUGGGGGGGCGCCACCGGGGGAAGCGUGCUCGACGUACAUGCGCGAGCUGUGCGACCUUCUCGCGCACUUGCGGCGGGAGCACCUGAAGGGGGGUUUAGGCACCGCGAAGGGCAAAUCCGUCGGUUGCGCGGCGGCGGUGGGUGGGGCGAAUCCGUGCGGUGACCCCGAUCGUCGUCCGUCGCCGUCGACGGUUUCGGCGACGGCGCUCGCGACGCGGUGCCUCGAUUUCUUUCUCCGGCACGCGUCUCUCGUCCGAGCGAUCGGCGAGAACGGCAAGCUGCGCCUCACGAAAGACCUUGCGGAGCUCGAGCACGCGGUGAGCGCGCACCUGUGCCCCGCGGAGGCUGCGGGCGCGUCGUACAAAGCGCUGCGCGCGUUCAAGCCGCUGCUGUUUUCCACCCCGACGCGCGCCGUCGAAAACGUCGAAAUCGUCGAAAACGUCCCGCCCGCGCCGCUGCUCCUGCACCUCUACUCGCACGCGCCGCGGAUGUUACAGGCGCCGUACGAGCGCGCGGGGCUCGCGCCGGCGCAGUACAGCGUCUGGAUGGACGCGCAUUGCGACGGCGACGUGUGGGCGGGGGUGAAGGGGACGCUCGACGCGUACGAGUCGAGAAGCCGCGGCGGCGGCGGCGACGCGGAGGAGGUGAUUCGCGCGAUGCGCGUCGUCGGCGCCGCGAUCGAGCGCGGGGGGCGGCGACGAUGAUUAAUUAGAUGACGAGUCGGCGGGCGGGCGGGCGGCGAGAGAGCGUCCUUCCUUCCUUUCCUUCGCGCUGUUGGGUCGUAUGAUAGAUCGUCGCCGUCGACGGGAUUAUUAAUUAAUUA